Molecule: messenger RNA, 985 nt
Organism: Silurus meridionalis
Lineage: Eukaryota; Metazoa; Chordata; Actinopteri; Siluriformes; Siluridae
Gene: bncr
Product: bouncer
Exons: 3
Coding region: 103-864 (253 amino acids)
Source: RefSeq, a predicted model, not a curated record
GUUUCAAAUGCGAUUGUUGUAACAUGGUAUAUUUAGCUAACCAUCUUUAGCAAAGCGUCUUCAGGAAGUCCUUUUUUUUUUUGUUGGCUAGAAAAAGGGAAAAUGUCAGAGAAAGCUUGGUUGUCUAGUAGAUCUCUCCUAAACUAUAAUUACUUUGCUUUGUGUGUAUGUGUGAUUUUCCUUCCUGGCAUGCACUGUGAAAAACUACUUUGCUACUAUUGUCCAAUGCAGUUGGUCUACAAACCAUGUAGGCAUGUUUUGACUGAAUGCCUACCAGGACAGCAGUGUUUCAUUGCAAAUGGGCAUUAUGGAGAUUAUAGUGGAGUGUUUAUCAAGGGCUGUAUACCAGAGGACAAAUGCCUAAAGGAAGAUAAUCACAUCAUCUAUGGUUCUCUGCCUCCCUGUCUUGCUGAGAAGAAUGGAUCACCUUCCAGCCCUGCUGAGGAUGUCACUCUGCCUUCCUGUCUAUCUGUGGACAUCAAGACCAGAAACACGCUCUAUGCCCAAAUCCAAGGUGUCGGCCACCCUGAGGGUGGUCCUCUCCUCGAACAAGCAGGCAGCGGUAAAGCGGCCCUGACAACCAGAGCGCCCUGCAUCAUGGGAGGCGUUCUACAACUUGCACAUCCCUCACGGGGUUGGGAGCUCCGCCCAAAUUCGAGACGUGGCUGUGUGAAUGGAUUCCAGACUCUGCACUGCAGAGUCUUUCAGAUUUUAAGAGCGGACUGCCACAUGUUUUCAGGCAAGACGAAGUGUGGAGGAAUUAGUUUCUACAUUAACAGUUUUUGGUGCAUUUAUGUGACAGUGAUCCAUCUUUUUUUUAUAAACUAUAUGCUCUUUUACUUGCCGUACGAGUUCAUUCAUUAAUUCAUUCUGGACAAUGUUUACAUUCCACGGCAAGCAGGAGGCACAGUGUGUGCUCGUCAACCAGAUCCAGUGUGUGGAGUGCAACAGCAAUUUUCUUCUUGGAAUAAAAUGUUUUCCACCA